AUUUUUUGUUUUUCCAUCCGCUACGACAAUUUUUGCAUGGCACGGCUUCCGUCUGUAUCCGGUUGCAAAAGCUCGCGUUUGGAUUGUUCAGUUACGCGAACAUUCUACAUUUGCAAUAUAGAACCAUUUUGUAGAACAUCAAGCCACAAAUGUCUUCAGACGCACUGAAGAAGCGAAAAUCGAAGGUUCUUCGCAAUGAAGCAGGCCCUCCUGAGGUGAAGCGAGGCAGAGGCGACGGAGAUCAGCAGGAUGUACGUGUCUACAAUGAGGAAGUUGAAUUUGAGAGCAGGAACCCAGAGCAGGACUUCCUCCAGUAUAAAGAGUCUUGUGAAAAUUUGACCAAACUAAUGAGGGAAAUUCAGGAGCUCAAAGCCAAUGGCGCCAAGGAGGGGUCAGCUGAAGUUGAACGGAGACGCUUGCAGAGCUGCAUCCACUUCAUGACAUUGAAAAAACUCAACCGUCUGGCUCACAUGAGACUGAAGAGAGGCAGGGAUCAAACACAUGAGGCAAAACAGAAAGUGGAUGUGCUGCACCUCCAGUUGCAGAAUCUCUUAUAUGAAGUUUUGCAUCUUCAGAAAGAAAUCAGCAAAUGUUUGGAGUUCAAGUCUAAACAUGAGGAAAUUGACCUGGUGACCGAAGAAGAGUUUUACCAAGAUGCACCUCAGGAGAUUUCCAGGCCACAACUUACAAAAAAUGAUCCUCAUCAGCUGACACUGGCACGAUUAGACUGGGAGCUUGAACAGAGGAAAAGGUUAGCAGAGCAAUACAAAGAGUCUCAGGCAAUGAAGGAGAAGAUCCAGAAGAGUAUUGAGGUCAAAAAGGAACAUCUGAGGAGCUUGCAGCCCGGCUUGAAUGCCAUUAUGCAGGCCUCUCUCCCAGUGCAAGAUUACCUCUCCAUGCCUGUUGAACAAACACAGAAACAAACCGAGGUUGCUCAGCAUCUGCCGCCGCCACUCUAUGUCCUUUUCGUUCAAGCUAAUGCAUACGGACAGGCUUGUGACAAAAACCUGAGCAUUUCAAUCAGGGGGGAUGUUGAUGAGGCCAAGGCUUUGUCCAAACCUCCAGAGGAUUCUCAGGAUGAUGAGAGUGACUCUGACGCAGAGGAAGAGCAGGAAAAAACAAAAAGGAGAAGGCCAACCGCUGGCGGCCAGCUUGACGACAAGAGACGAGAGAUGCUGAAGUGGCACCCACUGUCCCUCUCUUUUGACCUGAUGUGCAAAGAUGGAAGUGUCCUCCAUCUUUUCUUCUACUACCUGAUGAAUCUCAACAUUAUGACCGUCAAGGCUAAGGUGUCUGCAUCCACAGACCUCACCACAGCCAUAAGUGCAGGGGAGCUGGUCAAAUCUGAUACACUUCUAAGCUGUCUGUACGCCAAUGAUCAUGGCAGAGAAACACCCAAUCCAGCCAACCGCUAUCAGUUUGAUAAAAUUGGGAUUGUUUCUUUUGCUGACUAUGUGGAGGAGCUCGGUCAUCCGUACAAGUGGGUUCAGAAUCUCGGGGGGCUACAUUUUCCCAGUGAUUCCUCAGAGAGUGCACUCAUGGGCAGUUCUUUGAGUGCAAGCCAUAUGGAGAACACCAUUAAGCUCCUGAGGGGACGGAUCCUGUCCCGCUUGGCCUUGCAAAAGCAGUUUGCCUCACUAGAGCACAGCAUCAUCCCCAUCACCAGUGAGUGUUUGCAUCUCUUUCCUGCCAAGAUACUUUCCCGUUUAACUUGUUGGACCACCAUCACGUAUGAGGAUUACAUGGCCCUGCCAUAUACUCGUCACGUGACUGAUGCUGGUCUGGCAAGAGAGACUGACAUGUACUUUUCUGGAGAGGUGGAGAGAGGAACAGCUCGUCUCCAGGCUGCGGUGGUGCUUAAUCCCCGUUACCCAGAAAUCUGUCCUGUCUUUUCCCUCUUGCUCAACUGGAAGGGCGAGCGCAGCGGGCGCACUGAUGACAACCUUCGGGCCAUGGAAAGCGAAGUGAAUGUAUUCAAAAACGAACUGCAAGGCCCACGUCCCGGCCAUCAGCUCCUGACCAAUCAGAUUGCACGCUUGUGUGUCAUACUGGAUGUCUACCUGGAGACUGAAGAACAAGAUGAUGGCGUGGAGGGGCCACGCGAGUUUCCCCGUGAAAAGAUGUGCUUGCGUACUGUAAGGGGUCCAAAUCGUUUGAAGCCAUUCAAAUACAACCAUCCUCUGGGCCUCUUCAGUCAUCGCUAAAAGAGGGCUUGUGAGUCCCCAUCACUAGCAUUUAGUUCUCAUGGCUAUUCGAAGUACUUUAGACACAUUCUAGACAUUAAUUUUUCCAAUGGUUUACAAAUAAAUAAAGAAAUGGUUUUGGGAUG
Molecule: messenger RNA, 2329 nt
Organism: Doryrhamphus excisus (bluestripe pipefish)
Lineage: Eukaryota; Metazoa; Chordata; Actinopteri; Syngnathiformes; Syngnathidae
Gene: thoc5
Product: THO complex 5
Biological process (GO): mRNA export from nucleus
Cellular component (GO): THO complex part of transcription export complex
Molecular function (GO): mRNA binding
Source: RefSeq, a predicted model, not a curated record